AAAACAGCAAAGACGAAACAUCACAGAAGAAAAAGAACUGGCAAGACACAAAAAGCAAAACCGAAAACUAAAACCAAGUUGAAUGAAAGAGUGGUCAACGCUCUAAGCGUAAUGAUUCCACCACUAAAACCGAAAAAGAUGAAGUCAGCAGAGAUCGAUUAUAAAGGUACCAAACAAGCUGCUCUAGUAAUGCAAGCCGAAUACAAAGGAGAUGUUAAGCAUGAACUAGAUGACGAACAAUCAGAAGCUCUAUCCCACAUAGCAUUCGAUCCAGACCAGAACUCUAUAGCGUACAUAGGAACACAAGUAGAACAACUCGUAGGGGCAUCUCAGAUGACAGUUCCAGGGAAUGUUGGGGAAGCAGAAGCUGCGCAGGGAACACUUAACAAAGCUUUAUCAGCUGAAGGAGCCAGCAAAUCAGCUGAGACGACGAAAGCACAUUCAAAUGAAGCGAUAAAGAGUCGAGAAGAACUAAAAGGUGCUCCACCCGGAAUGCUCAAAGUCAAAGGAAUUGGUCGAUGAAAAAAUAGGAUAGGGUGCUUAUUAAACGACAAAAGUAUUGAAGAUUUGCUGUUUUGCUAUGUUUAAUUAGUAGUCG
Messenger RNA from Cylicocyclus nassatus, 598 nucleotides. The record is from the annotation of a GenBank genome assembly. NCBI's taxonomy places the organism in Eukaryota, Metazoa, Nematoda, Chromadorea, Rhabditida, Strongylidae.